AUGUCCAACAUCCAAGACCAGAAGAAGGAGAAGAAGGAGAGAAAGGAGAAGAAGGAGAAGAAGCACUCCCGCAAGAAGAGAACCCCACUCUCCACCACCCCCUCCCCCAACCGCGUAACCAAACUCCGCGGCAAACCCACCAACUCCCCCUCCCCUCUCGAGAAGAAAAUCCUCAAAGGCUCCACUUUCCCCUAUGGAAUCGACCCCUUACACGCUCUAAUCCCCCCGUCCAAAGAACCAACCCACUGGAUCCAAACUCGUGAUCUCUACGCCACUUACCCCGAACUCCUCCCAUCAAAAUCCACCUCAAAUUCAACAUCCCCCUCACCACCAGAUGUUGAAUUCUACAAUAACCUCCCAAAUUCCCCCCCAGGAGAAGUUUCCAGCGGAGUGGAUGUUAAUCUUUCGAGCAUGGAGGGACGGGAAUUUUGGGGGUUGAUGGAGGGGGCUUGGGGGAAGUUUUUGAGAGGGGAGACGGGGAGGGGGCGUUGGGAGGUUGGAGGAGAGGGGAAGGGUGCGGUGGGGAGUUUGUUGUGGGAUGAGAGGGAAUUGGAGGAGGCCGAGAGGGAAUUGGAGGAGGCUGAGAGGGAGGUGGUUGAGGAGGUUAAGAGGGAGUUGGGGUAUGGGGAUGAGGAGUUGGGUGGAUGA
This is a messenger RNA of Ramularia collo-cygni, 648 nucleotides long. RefSeq lists its product as uncharacterized. Lineage: Eukaryota; Fungi; Ascomycota; Dothideomycetes; Mycosphaerellales; Mycosphaerellaceae. Bases 1 to 648 code for a protein of 215 amino acids. The record is from RefSeq and is a predicted model, not a curated record. The transcript has 2 exons.